CUCAACCCAAUGUUACGUGUCUCCCAGUACGAAAUCAUCAUUUCCAAGUUUAUUUAUUUUUUCUCGUGACCAAACGCACUCACUUUCACUCUGAAAACCUCAAGGUUUUCCCAAUCACAAAAUCCCCACCUGAGAAUGACGACAUCACCGAAUUUUCGGGAGUGUCACUCCCACCACAAAUACCAGACCAAUCAUGCGAGAAACUUUUGUCACUUGUGUAAAUAAAAUUAUCGCAAAAUUUUAUGUUUAGCGGUUGUGCACGAAUACAAUUGCCUCGUGGGGACGUAAAUAAUGUUCUGCACAUGAAAUAAGACUGAAUAUUUAGUGGAUGAGUUGAGCUUUCAUACAAAUCAUCUUCAUGUGUCUUACCUUCAACAUUACGUGAUGAAUUGCACGGGAAGAGAUCGUUAUUGUGAAUCACCGACCAGGGAUGUCAGUAUGAGAGGAAAAACGAGCGCGUCCGAUGUCGAACGUGGACUCGUAAAGCCAUACUCAGUCUCCUCCGUGUACACGAGAAAAAAAGCCGGAUAUACGCGAGUAUUGGAAUUUAAAUCAGGUGCCUCGGCGGUCGGAGGUGCGAGAUCGGGGCGGAGUACUAUUAUCAGGACACUGGCAUUUGUCUUCCUCGCGACGUUCCUGUGGCUGCAGCUUCAUGUUAUCAGUCUCACCGGUAGGGAUUUGCCAACUCAGUCAUCGGCUAAUGAAACAUUGUUUUCCCUUGUGCCUCAAGAAUUACACAGAUUCUUAAAAGACAGACGUAAUAGUUCGCUCCAUCAGGGCCCUAAUGGAACCCUCGGUAGUCUCGCUGACCUAGACAUUAUCGAGAUUCAACGUAGCAUCGAGAGGGUAAAUGCGGAGCAAAAAAUUUAUAACGACGAUGCAUUUGGUCCACUGGCGCCCGAUGCACCGGUGAUUGUCAUCCAGGUUCACUCGCGAUUGACGUACCUGAGACACCUCAUUGUAUCAUUAGCUCAAGCCCGGGGCAUUGAACAAGCGCUCUUGGUAUUCAGUCACGAUGUUUGGCAUCCCGACAUUAACUACCUCAUCCAGAGCGUGGAUUUUUGCCGGGUCAUGCAGAUCUUUUAUCCGCAUAGCAUACAGACGCAUCCCAAGAGUUUUCCGGGGGAGGACCCCAAUGACUGUCCUCGGAACACUAAUAAACAGCAAGCCUUGGCCUUAAAAUGCAUAAACGCUCAGCAUCCAGACCUCUACGGUCAUUACCGCGAGGCUAAGUUCACCCAGACUAAGCACCACUGGUGGUGGAAGGCAAAUCGUGUCUUUGAUCAGCUCACGGUGACCCGAAAUCACACGGGUAUGGUUCUAUUUCUGGAGGAGGAUCACUAUGUGGCUGAGGAUUUUCUCCAUGUACUGAGGCUCAUGGAGCAUACGUGCAAACACGCCUGCGAGCGUUGCAAUGUCCUCUCCCUGGGGACUUAUCUCAAGACUUAUAAUUACAACGCAGACUACAGUCGAAAGUAUCUCGGUGUGAAUGCUGUCCUCCAAAAGGAACUGCUUCGUGGCCUAGACAGACGUGAACAGCGUCAACACACGUAUCAGCAGCAUCAGCAGUUUAAACAUGACAAUCAUCAUCUGGGAAAACCAUCGCCCGAGACUCGUCGCACUGGCUCAACUCCAUUUUUUCAUAGUACCAAGUCAAUUCAACCAUCACCCGCAUGGGCUUAUCAACUCUUACCGAGUCUCUACAGCCAUUACCAGAAGGCCGAGGUGACACCGUGGAUAUCCAGCAAACAUAAUAUGGGAAUGGCUUUCAACCGCAUUACGUGGAACAAGCUGCGUAAAUGCGCCUCACAGUUUUGCUCGUACGAUGAUUAUAAUUGGGACUGGAGUCUUCAGCAUGUUGCACAGACGUGUCUUCCGCCGAGCAGGGGUGCUGGGCCUGCGCCCAGAGUUGAUUCCGGCCUUGUUACCAUGAUGAUGCGUGCACCAAGGGUGUUUCACAUUGGUGAAUGUGGUGUUCACCAUAAAACGAACAACUGUGAGUCAACAGCCGUGAUUGCUAAAGUCCAAAACGUACUAAAGUCAGCCAGGGCGCACCUGUUCCCGUCCCAGUUGACCCUGACAAUAGCGAGUAUCACGAAGAAGACGAAAUUGCGCAAGGGUAAUGGUGGCUGGGGUGACAUCAGGGAUCACGAGCUCUGCUGGAACAUCACCGUCAAUCCUGAUCUCGUACUGCCUUGAAAUAAAAACCCCAAAAUCGACUGGUCAACCAGUUGAUGCAGCAAGAGGGCUACGUUCCUGCCUAAAAAUCUCAAAUGACAUUUUAUUAAUGAGUGAUGCGUUGCGGAGUAGUAGCUCAGUCAACACGUCAUUCUACUCGGAUACGUAUCAAUUUUACAUUUCGUAUUUAUGACGUCUGAAAGCCAUAAUCUAUUCGCAAGAAGUUAAUAGUGAUAUGAUUGCCCCCAGGGGGUGAUUGCAUAACGCACAGGCUCAACGAAUCUCGUGAAAUUCGGCGAAAUUUUUUAAUCAUUUUUGUUUCUUUUUUCGUUAAUCGAGACUAUUGAAUUGUUUAAGUUUUUUUACACUAGAUGUUAAGAUUAGCUAACGAAUUUUUAUUUCAACAACGCGUACACGACAUUCUAGUCAUGCCUAAUUGAACCGUUAGUGUAAAAAUAUUGAGACUAUCCCGUGUGAAUUGCAAAAAUCCACUGGAAUUUCAGAGAUAAUUCCAUUAGAUUUUUUACACGUGAUCCAUUUCCUUAUGAAUGUGAUUUAAAAUAACUAGAAUAUUAUUUUACUUUAUUUCCUGUUCACUCAUAUUUAGUUUUACGUAAUUAUCCUUAAAAAUUGGUUUAUUUACUGGAAUAAUGAAUGCACUAGUGCGCACAGUCUUCACAGACUUUCGCCUGCUGCAUGUGCAGUGGGCAUUAUGACGGAGGAAAUUAACACACCUAGUUGCAACACUUAAAAAUGUAUCGGUAUGAUGGUAUUUAUUUAUUUAUUACCAAUUAGUUUUUUUCAUGGCUCGUUUGUUACUUCAGGGAAGUGAUGAAUUUUAUUUUGAUGAUGAAUGACGCAAUGAAUUUCGCUUACUAUGCAUAAGUAUAGGUAGGGUGUUGUUGAUAGUGGGGAGUGGUGACAAUUGCGACGAAUAGGCAUUGGAUAUUAAUGAAUUAUCGUCUAGUGUAUACAUGUUGCCAUACCAAAGGACGAUGUUGUACCGUCAGCAAAUCAUUUUCUAUCGGAAUAAAAAACAAAUGUUCCUCA
This is a messenger RNA of Diachasma alloeum, 3228 nucleotides long. RefSeq names its product alpha-1,6-mannosyl-glycoprotein 2-beta-N-acetylglucosaminyltransferase (gene Mgat2). Lineage: Eukaryota; Metazoa; Arthropoda; Insecta; Hymenoptera; Braconidae. Gene Ontology annotation, cellular component: Golgi stack; Golgi membrane. The coding region runs from base 385 to 2199 and encodes 604 amino acids. The transcript is spliced from 9 exons. Gene Ontology annotation, molecular function: alpha-1,6-mannosylglycoprotein 2-beta-N-acetylglucosaminyltransferase activity. Gene Ontology annotation, biological process: protein N-linked glycosylation; oligosaccharide biosynthetic process. The record is from RefSeq and is a predicted model, not a curated record.